This is a messenger RNA of Cottoperca gobio, 1963 nucleotides long. RefSeq names its product interferon regulatory factor 10 (gene irf10). NCBI's taxonomy places the organism in Eukaryota, Metazoa, Chordata, Actinopteri, Perciformes, Bovichtidae. Gene Ontology annotation, molecular function: RNA polymerase II cis-regulatory region sequence-specific DNA binding; DNA-binding transcription factor activity, RNA polymerase II-specific; protein binding. The record is from RefSeq and is a predicted model, not a curated record. Gene Ontology annotation, biological process: regulation of transcription by RNA polymerase II; immune system process. Gene Ontology annotation, cellular component: nucleus.
AAGCUUUCGCUUUCUCUUCCAAGAGCGCACUUAAUUUUAGUGACGACUUCUGCAUUCAAGUUUGAGGUCUGUUUGUCUACAUUUUUUUUUUUAUGAACUGCAUUAUAUUAUCAGGCUAAAUCAUUAUGAAAUUAAUGUUACAAGCUUAAGCAGCAUCAGAAUGAAGUAUUGAUACAUAGUUUUUUUUUCCGCUUGCGAGGUGGAAACGUGAUUACACUGUGCUCGAGCCACUUUGCACAUGCAUCUCAGACGUUUGGAAAGUGAAGAUUUGUUCCUGUGAGACCCCAGUGUGUGUUGAAGAUGGAAGCUAAGAUGCACAUGAAAGAGUGGCUAAUAGAUCAGAUAGAGAGUGGGAAAUAUGAAGGACUGGGCUGGGAAGAUGAGGACAAAUCUAUGUUCAGGAUUCCGUGGAAGCACGCAGCCAAGAAGGACUACAAGCAGACGGAAGACGCAGCUCUCUUCAAGGCAUGGGCUGUAUACAAGGGCAAGUACAGGGAGGGGAGGGAUAAAGCUGACCCCACCAUGUGGAAGACCCGCCUCCGCUGUGCACUCAACAAGAGCACAGACUUCAGGGAGGUCCCUGAACGCAACCAGCUGGACAUCACUGAACCCUAUAAAGUCUACCUUAUCCAGCAUGACAAUGGGCCAUCCAGGCCAGCAGAGUCUCCCAAGAUAAUUGAUCAAGUGAUCAACCAGGCUAAGAGUUCUCCAAGGACCCCGGGACUUCUGGACAAACAGCUUCCUUGUCAAAAGGAAUCAUUUUACGCAAGUAAAGAAGAAGUAAAACCACUGACUGAUGAUCUGAUGAGGGAGCACAUGUAUUGUGAGCUCACAGGGGCAAAAACUCUAAAUCAGAGACCUGCUCCUGCAAUCUUCCUCAUCCCUACACUCACUAUAUCAGACCUUCGUAUGCAGGUGACGUUGCUGUACCAGGGCCAGAGGGUUAUGAAUGUGACCACCAGGAGCCCAGAUGGGUGCUUCAUCCUGCAGGGCCGCAUCCCCUUGGGAAAUUCCCAGAUCUACGGGACUUGCACUGCCCAGCAGCUCUGCUUCCCUUCCCCAGGCUCUGUAUCUCUGCCAUCAUGCAUGGCUGAAGCAAUGAACCGCCUUCUUUGUCAUCUGGAGAGGGGUGUGCUAUUAUGGGUGGCCCCAGAUGGGGUGUUCAUCAAGCGAUUCUGCCAGGGCAGGGUGUACUGGAGUGGUCCCAUGGCCCAACACACUGAUCGGCCCAACAAACUUGAGCGAGAAAAGACCUUCAAAUUGCUCGAUAUACCCACCUUCCUUAAUGAGCUCCAGAAGUGUUUACAGGGGAAGGGACCUUCACCUUCUUAUGAGAUUGAGCUCUGCUUCGGAGAGGAGUACCCAGACCCCAACAUACCUAAAACCAGGAAGCUGAUUAUGGUGCAGGUGGUGCCCCUGUUUGCAGCGGAACUGCUGCAGAGGUUCAACUUGGUAAAGGUCGAGGAGACGCGGCGAUUCUCACCUCCAACACAGAGGAAGAGAAUAUGUAAGAGGACAGGGGGAGCUACCAGGCCCCAGGGUAGUGAUGAACAAUAUACAAGUGAAUUACUGAGCCUUUAUUCCUUCCCUGUCAUCAUCAUGAAAGACAUCCUAAGAGCAGAGGAAACAAUACAGAGUAUCGUAUGAAGAAACGACGGAGGGGUUGCAUCGUAGAUCUGUUCGCAAUGCAUAAAAGGAAAUUCUUUAUUAUUCUUUAUUUUUGACCGUAUAUGUAUUUGUAUUAUGUUCACCAUGCAGCUAGACUGGCAAGAGUUAUCAGCUGUUUUUAAAGCAAACAAGUGACAUGUUUAACCCAAUUAAACAUGCUGGUAACAUUUUAUUAAUGAAAGAAAAUUGCCUGUAUUUGUUGUUAACCUCAUAUUCAGCAUCUGUAUUAAAUGAUAAUUUAAGUGUAUAGUAUUAUACAACACAUGCAGAGAAUAAAUUCACACCUUUAAUUAAA